Messenger RNA from Candida dubliniensis CD36, 1893 nucleotides. RefSeq names its product DNA topoisomerase 3. Bases 1 to 1893 code for a protein of 630 amino acids. Gene Ontology annotation, molecular function: DNA topoisomerase type I (single strand cut, ATP-independent) activity; DNA binding. Gene Ontology annotation, cellular component: nucleus. The transcript has a single exon. The record is from RefSeq and is a predicted model, not a curated record. NCBI's taxonomy places the organism in Eukaryota, Fungi, Ascomycota, Pichiomycetes, Serinales, Debaryomycetaceae. Gene Ontology annotation, biological process: DNA topological change.
AUGAAGAUACUAUGUGUUGCAGAGAAACCGUCAAUUGCAAAAGCUGUGGCAAAUAUCUUGGGAGGAGGACGAACAUCAUUACGAGAUUCAUCAGAAAAAUUCAUCAAAAACUACGAUUUCACAUUUACUUUCAAACCUGAAGAUGGCCCUUGUCAAGUGACCAUGACUUCGGUUGUUGGACAUAUCACGAAUCUUGAGUUUGAGUCGGCUUUUGCCUGGGGGAAAUGUGUUCCUGGACGACUAUUUGAUGCAGACAUAUUGACCGUUAUUACCAAGAAAGCUGUUCAUGAAAACAUUGCAAAAGAGGCAAGAAACGCUGAUAAAUUGAUGAUCUGGACAGAUUGUGAUAGAGAAGGGGAAUACAUUGGAUUUGAAAUUAUGAAUGCUGCCAAAAAAUACAAUAGGAACCUUGAGUUGAACAAUAUUUGGCGAGCCAAGUUUUCACAUCUUGAACGAAAUCAUAUUAUUCGAGCAGCAAAGAAUCCCGUGAACUUGGAUAUGAGCGCAGUAGCUGCUGUCUCGUGUCGUAUGGAAGUUGAUUUUCGAGUGGGUACCAGUUUUACACGUUUGUUGACUGAUCAAUUGCGACAAAAGGGGAUAAUUGAUGGGACACAGGUGGCUUCUUAUGGAACAUGUCAGUUUCCGACGUUGGGAUUUGUUGUUGAUAGAUAUAAACGAGUGAAAAAUUUUAUACCGGAACCAUUUUGGCAUAUUGAGGUUGAAACAAGGAAAGAAAACAAAAAGACAGUUUUCAAUUGGGUUCGAGGUCAUUUUUUUGACAAGUUGUAUGUGGUUAUGCUUUACGAACAGUGCUGCAAGAGUGGGGAAUAUGGAAUCAUAUCAAAGAUAGAAUCAAAGAGGAAACCCAAUUUCCGUCCCUUCCCAUUGACAACGGUUGAAUUACAAAAAGAUUGUGCUAGGUUUUUUAAGAUGUCUGCCAAGGCAGCAUUGGAAGCUGCUGAAAAGCUUUACAAUCAGGGGUUUUUGUCGUAUCCGAGAACUGAAACUGAUAGAUUUGCCAAAGAAACUGAUUUCAGGAGUUUACUAGAAGUCCACAAGCAAGAUUCUCGAUGGGGGAGCUACACAACUGAGCUUUUAAGCCAAGGAUAUCAAGUUCCUCGGAGUGGUUCUCAUGAUGAUAAGGCGCAUCCUCCAAUCCAUCCCAUCAAAUAUGUUUCCUUGGAUACUCUAAAAUCCAUCAACGAAAAAAAAGUGUAUGAAUACGUUGUACGUCGGUUUAUUGCCUGUUGCUCAAAAGACGCUGUUGGUAUGCAAACCGUGGCGACUUUAAAAUGGGGAGACGAAUUCUUCACAGCAAAUGGAUUAAUGGUGCUUGAAAAAAAUUAUUUGGAUGUGUAUAUAUACAAAAAAUGGGAAAGCUCCAAGCAGUUACCAAAGUUCACGGAAGGAGAGCGGAUCAAGUUGGCUAGUGGAGUAUUGAAAGAGGGAAAAACAAGUCCGCCGAAUCAUAUGACUGAGCCUGAGCUAAUUGCAUUGAUGGAUGCCAAUGGUAUUGGAACAGAUGCUACUAUUGCGGAGCAUAUCCAUAAAAUAGAGAAUAGAGGAUAUAUUGCUAAAUCGAAAAAGGGAAAGAAUGAAUUUAUUGUCCCUUCACUCUUAGGAAUGGGACUCAUAGAUGGCCUUGACAAAAUGGAAUUUGAAGAUAUAUCGCUAUCAAAACCAUUUUUACGAAAGUCAUUGGAACGAUCGCUUGAGGAAAUAGCGACCGGAUCUCGGUCCAAAGUGGAUGUUUUGAAUACAACAAUAAGCGUAUACCUAGACGCUUUUGGUGUUUGUUCUCAUCAGAUACUAGUUUUGUGCAAUGAAUGUAGAAGAGUUUUACGUGGAAAUAGCAGUAACAACAACAACAACAAUAGUAACAAUAAUACGUAA